AUGGACGAAUCCGACUCGGAAGACGGCAUCGACUUCGACCAGGAUGCUCCUCUGUACCCCAUCGAGGGCAAGUUCCGCUCCGAGGCUGAUCGCGCCGAAGUCAUGGCCAUGACCGAAAUUCGUCGAGAAGAAAUCCUUGCCGAACGUGCCGCAGAAGUCGAGAGAAGAGUCCAGGAUUUACAACUCAAGAAGAUCCUCCAACAACGCAAGAGAGAGCAAGCCGGUGCCGACAAGAGAAAGCGCAAGGCUGCCGCUGCUGACUUGGACGAUGAUGACCAGCGCAAGAGCAGCAGACCAAAGGUCAAGGCUAGCGGACCUCUGGAAGCCUACAAGAGAGAGCGAGAGAUGAAGGGUCAACAAAGAAACCGUGAGGACGAUCGCAGAAGAGACCGCUCCCCUUCACGAGACGAUGCGGACUCGGACAGAGACGCCGAAGGUGACAGCGAGGUCGAGUGGGAUGAGAAGCCUCGAGCUGCUGCUGCACGCGAAGAAGCUCCUGCAACAUUGCGCGACUUCGAGCGUGCUCGCGUUGGCCGCACCAACUUUGCCAGAGUUUGCUUUUACCCAACUUUCGAGACCAGCAUUAGAAACUGCUAUACUCGUGUAAGCAUUGGCGUUAAUCGCGACACCGGAGCACCCCAGUACCGCAUGGCCCAGAUCAAAGGUGUGUCAUGA
Molecule: messenger RNA, 675 nt
Organism: Aureobasidium musti
Lineage: Eukaryota; Fungi; Ascomycota; Dothideomycetes; Dothideales; Saccotheciaceae
Source: the annotation of a GenBank genome assembly